AGGGCCCGUUCUCCGGCCGGAACCUGCGGCCGCGGUCUCCGUGACGUCAUCACCCCGCGCCGACGCAGGAAGUAACGGCGCGCUGGGCGCAGUUUCUCCUCAGGCUCCGGACCGGCGGCGGCGACGGCGCAGGGAGCCUCCUCCAAUGGGUGAUGAAAAGGACUCCUGGAAAGUGAAGACCUUGGAUGAGAUCCUCCAGGAGAAGAAGCGCCGGAAGGAGCAGGAGGAGAAGGCGGAGAUCAAGCGCCUGAAAAACUCUGAUGACCGCGACUCCAAGCGGGAUUCCCUGGAGGAGGGGGAGCUGAGGGACCACCGCAUGGAGAUCACCAUCCGGAACUCGCCCUACAGGAGGGAGGACUCCAUGGAGGACCGAGGAGAGGAAGACGACUCUUUGGCUAUCAAACCACCCCAGCAAAUGUCCCGGAAAGAAAAAGCUCAUCACAGGAAAGAUGAGAAGAGAAAAGAGAAACGUAGGCAUCGUAGUCAUUCAGCAGAAGGGGGCAAGCACGCCAGAGUGAAGGAGAAGGAGCGAGAGCAUGAGCGGCGGAAGCGGCACCGAGAGGAGCAAGACAAGGCACGCCGGGAGUGGGAGAGGCAGAAGAGGCGGGAGAUGGCCAGAGAGCACUCCAGGAGAGAGAGCAGGCCUGCCUCCGUGUCCCAGCUCUUCAUUCGGCUGUGCUAUUGGGGUGCCUCCUCCGGACGUGCUUGCGCACACGUUCUGCCUUUAAGACGCUCUGCACAGAUGGAACAACUUACAAACCUGAGCGGAAGCACAGGCGGGAGGGUAAAAACCCCCUUCCUGGGGAAGGAGCUGGCACGUGCCUGUUGCAGGGACCGUCUGGAGCAGCUGGAAAGGAAGCGGGAGCGGGAGCGCAAGCUGCGGGAGCAGCAGAAGGAGCAGCGGGAGCAGAAGGAGCGGGAGCGGCGCGCGGAGGAGCGGCGCAAGGAGCGGGAGGCCCGCAGGGAAGUUUCUGCGCAUCACCGAGCCAUGCGCGAGGACUACGGCGAUAAAGUGAAGGCCAGCCACUGGAGCCGCAGCCCGCCCCGGCCCCCGCGGGAGAGGUUUGAGCUGGGAGACGGCCGGAAGCCAGUGAAAGAAGAGAAGAUGGAAGAGAGAGACCUGCUGUCUGACCUACAAGACAUCAGCGACAACGAGCGGAAGACCAGCUCGGCCGAGUCCUCCUCAGCGGAAUCAGGGUCAGGCUCUGAGGAGGAGGAGGAGGAGGAGGAGGAGGAGGAGGAGGAGGAGGAGGGGAGCAGCAGUGAAGAAUCGGAGGAGGAGGAGGAGGAAGAGGAGGAGGAGGAGGAAGAGGAGGAGACCGGGAGCAACUCUGAGGACGCGUCUGGACAGUCGGCAGAGGAGGUGAGUGAGGAAGAAAUGAGUGAAGACGAAGAGCGAGAGGCUGAGAACCACAUCCUCGUUGUUCCAGAGUCACGAUUCGACCGAGAUUCCGCGGACAGCGAAGAAGGGGAGGAAGAGGUGGGCGAGGGCACCCCCCAUAGCACCGCCCUGACCGAAGGCGAGUUCGUGCCCGAAUCCCCAGCCCUGUCACCCAUCGAGCUCAAGCAGGAGCUGCCCAAGUACCUGCCCGCCCUGCAGGGCUGCCGCAGUGUGGAGGAGUUCCAGUGCCUGAACAGGAUUGAGGAGGGCACCUAUGGGGUGGUGUACCGAGCAAAGGACAAGAAGACAGAUGAGAUUGUGGCUCUGAAGCGGCUGAAGAUGGAGAAAGAGAAGGAGGGCUUUCCGAUCACGUCGCUGAGGGAGAUCAACACCAUUCUCAAGGCGCAGCACCCCAACAUCGUGACGGUCAGGGAGAUUGUCGUGGGCAGCAACAUGGACAAGAUUUACAUUGUGAUGAACUAUGUGGAGCACGACCUCAAGAGCCUGAUGGAGACCAUGAAGCAGCCGUUCCUGCCAGGGGAGGUGAAGACGCUGAUGAUCCAGCUGCUGUGUGGAGUGAAGCACCUGCAUGACAACUGGAUCCUGCACCGCGACCUCAAGACCUCCAACCUGCUGCUGAGCCACGCCGGCAUCCUCAAGGUGGGGGACUUCGGGCUGGCACGUGAGUAUGGGUCUCCUCUGAAGGCCUACACCCCUGUCGUCGUGACCUUGUGGUACCGCGCCCCAGAGCUGCUGCUGGGGGCCAAGGAGUAUUCCACGGCCGUGGACAUGUGGUCCGUGGGCUGCAUCUUUGGGGAGCUGCUGACGCAGAAGCCACUGUUCCCCGGGAAGUCAGAGAUUGAUCAGAUCAACAAAGUGUUUAAGGACCUGGGGACGCCCAGUGAGAAGAUCUGGCCGGGCUACAACGAGCUGCCCGCCGUGAAGAAGAUGACCUUCACCGAGUACCCCUACAACAACCUGCGCAAGCGCUUCGGGGCGCUGCUCUCCGACCAGGGCUUCGACCUCAUGAACAAGUUCCUGACCUACUUUCCUGGGCGGAGGGUCAGCGCUGAGGACGGCCUCAAGCACGAGUAUUUUCGCGAGACCCCCCUCCCCAUCGACCCCUCGAUGUUCCCCACGUGGCCCGCCAAGAGCGAGCAGCAGAGGGUGAAGCGUGGCACCAGCCCGAGACCCCCCGAGGGAGGCCUCGGCUACAGCCAGCUGGGUGACGACGACCUGAAGGAGACCGGCUUCCACCUCACCACCACCAACCAGGGGGCCUCGGCCGCAGGCCCUGGCUUCAGCCUCAAGUUCUGAGGUUCAGCGUGGACCCCAGAAACGGCGGGACCAGGGGCAGGAGCGGCGACAGCCUGUGGCCAGACCCGCGUCCCGCCCAGAUGACAGGCUGCUGCGGCCUGGGCUGCCGCGAAGGGGCCUCAAGUCGAACUGCUGGGCUCGUUUUCCAUGUUUCGUUUGUCUUGGCUUGUAAAUUUGUAGAAUUAAAUCUUAUUUCCUUGUGGAAGAAAA
Molecule: messenger RNA, 2908 nt
Organism: Myotis myotis
Lineage: Eukaryota; Metazoa; Chordata; Mammalia; Chiroptera; Vespertilionidae
Product: cyclin-dependent kinase 11B
Exons: 20
Coding region: 146-2698 (850 amino acids)
Biological process (GO): regulation of mitotic cell cycle; protein phosphorylation
Cellular component (GO): nucleus
Molecular function (GO): ATP binding; cyclin-dependent protein serine/threonine kinase activity
Source: RefSeq, a predicted model, not a curated record